Molecule: messenger RNA, 708 nt
Organism: Parnassius mnemosyne (clouded apollo)
Lineage: Eukaryota; Metazoa; Arthropoda; Insecta; Lepidoptera; Papilionidae
Source: the annotation of a GenBank genome assembly
AUGAUGCUGGGCGGCAUGGACGGAAAGGAGUACGGGGCGCUGCAUGCGGCGGCCGCCGCAGCUGGAUACGCGAUGGAGGCUGAUCCAACUGGAGGGGCUAUGGGCAAUCCGGGCAUGGGCGGUGCCGGUACGCAGCAGUACGGGGAGGUCAACCAGUUAGGGGGAGUGUUUGUGAACGGAAGACCCCUGCCUAAUGCCGUGAGACUGAGGAUCGUGGAGCUUGCGCAGUUGGGAAUCAGACCGUGCGACAUCAGCCGGCAGCUGCGCGUGUCGCACGGGUGCGUCUCCAAGAUACUGGCCAGGUAUCACGAGACUGGGUCAAUCCUGCCCGGGGCGAUCGGCGGCUCCAAGCCCCGAGUCACUACACCUAAGGUGGUAUCCUAUAUCAAGCAGCUAAAAGCGAAGGACCCCGGCAUAUUCGCGUGGGAGAUACGCGACAGGCUGCUUGCCGACGGCGUUUGCGACAAGUACAACGUGCCCUCCGUGUCCAGUAUUAGUCGCAUACUGCGCAACAAAUUGGGUGGCGGAGCUCUGUAUCCAGUGCCACCUCUGUACCCUGUACCACCGCAGCGCUGUUGGCCGUUACACCAACCUUACGACUACUACGUGUAUUUACAGGGUCGCCAGCACGCCACUGCACCACCGCACGCCCUACCUCACCACCCACAUCAGCCGCCGGCCCCCCACGCACACGCACACGCCCUCUGA